AUGGACUGCAAAAACGAGUGCCAAUCAGACAUCCGCUGCAGCAUCAAUUCACGUAGGCCGUUCAACAACACUGCCUGCCGCCACCGUUGCCGGGUGCCGCCGCCGCCGGUGCUGCUGCUGCUGCUGCUGCUGCUGCUGCUGCUGCAAAUUGAUACUGCUGCCAGUGGUCUUCGUGUGAUCACUGCUGCUGCUGCUGCUGCUGCUGCUGCUGCUGCUUGGUGUUGCUGCUGGCACUACGUCCGCCACAGUUCCAAGAAGAAUCACCGCGGAUGUUGUGCUAGUAAGAUGAACAGAGCUCAUGAUCGGGAUGCUUCGGCCAGAACAAAUGUGGAGUCAUACGAUGGACGAGUCAUUGGAGCGCAAGCGUUCGUGACCCCAUCUGAGUGGAAGCUGCCUCAGAAUGUGGCGCCGCCCGACAGAUAUUUGAAACUUAUUCGUGAUGGUUGCAAGGACAUGGGCAUUGACCUGGCCUACCAACAAUGGCUACAGUCCAUUUCCAGCAACAAGGGCCAGAGGGGCCCAGAGUAUUGGGAUGCUCCCGCCAACACCAAAAAGAAAGCAAGAGUUGAUGGUAGCCCCCGGCCUGGAGCUCAGAAGUCUGGACUGGGCCCUCUCAAAAUCUCUGCGUUAUCUGAGUUUGCUGUGGGACACGAGGGCUUGGUUGACAUUGGGGCAAAUCUGGGCAAGUGCGCACCGCAAGACUUAGCCGCGCAGCUUUUGCGGGCUUCGGCUGCCAACGUGAGCCAUGUGAUUCUCACUGGCUGUAGCGUCAAGGGCUCCCUGGAUGCCAGUCGAAUCUGCCAAGAAUGGGCUGGGCCAUCAGGGUGGUCAAAAGCUUUGCAGCUCGUUGGGGCAGCCGCCCAGGCGGAGAUCCAGGAAUCUGAUGUCAUGCAGCUUCCGUGCCUCUCUUUCACCGCCGGGGUCCAUCCGCAUGAUGCAAAGCGCUGCGACGAAAAAACCAUCGAAGCAUUGCGGUCGUUGGCCAGUCAGAGUGCUUGCGUUUCUCUUGGUGAGUGUGGUCUGGACUAUGACAGGAUGUUUUCGCCGCGGGAAAUCCAGCUGCUUUGGUGUCGGAAGCAAGUGGAGCUUGCAGUAGAGUUGCGAAUGCCUUUGUUCCUCCAUGAGCGCGACAGAGAUGGGAGCAAGGGCAAACCUUUGGGUUCGUCGAACGACCUCCUAGGCAUCCUGGCAGACUGCAACGUGGAUCCUAAAGCGGUUUGUGUACAUUGCUUCACCGGGCAAGCGAAGGAAUUGGAGGCGUACAUUUCCAGGGGCUAUUUUAUUGGGCUUACUGGCUUUGCCGGCAUGAAGAAGCGUGGGGCUCACAUUCGAGAACUGCUCCGAACUGCUGCGCUCCCGCUGAAGCAGCUCAUGAUUGAGACUGAUUGCCCUUUCAUGAUGCCGGAUAAAGAGUACUUUUCGGAGGCCGUGGGAGUUCGCGGCCGCACCAAUGAACCAUGCCUCAUGCCAGCUGUAUGCCGAGCAGUUGCGGAGUGUUUGGAGGUGCCAGCCGAAGAGGUUGCCAAGGUCACCACGGAGAACGCCAAGCGCUUCUUUAGCUUGUGA
Symbiodinium pilosum is the source of this 1566-nucleotide messenger RNA. Lineage: Eukaryota; Dinophyceae; Suessiales; Symbiodiniaceae. The record is from the annotation of a GenBank genome assembly.